AUGUUGGCCAUCUUCCAGAAGUCGAUAGGCGAGGCGCCACAGGAGCUGAUGGCGCCGAAGCUGAACCGAUCGGCGUCCAUGUCGGGCCGGCUCGACGCGAAGGAGAUCCUUCACGGCUUCAAGAAGGCGCACCCGGGCGCCGUGCUUAUGCAGUUUGACGAGCAACACGCUAUCGCGUACACGCACGACAUGCAAGACUUUCUCAUGCCCAGGCAAUUUGCAGCAUGCGACGAUGUCUUCUGCGCGUUCGCCGGCAACAUCGAGAACCUCGCGCAGCUGCGACAGCGGUACGGGCUGGACCGGCACGUGAGCGAGGUGAAUCUGAUCAUCGAGGCGUACAAGACGCUGCGCGACCGCCGUCCGUACCCGCCGGACCAAGUCAUCGCGGACCUCGCAGGCGCGUUCGCGUUCGUUCUGUACGACAACAAGGCCAAGACGGUGUUCGUGGCGCAUGACGCGCAAGGCAAGGUGCCCUUGUACUGGGGCAAGUGCCUGGACGACGGAGUGCUCGCCUUCUCCGACGACCCUGCUGUGCUCAAAGCCGGCACCGGCUCCUCCUUCGCCCCCUUCCCUCUCGGCUGCUUCUACUCUUCUGACGGUGGCCUCCGCAGCUUCACAGACCCGGAGAAGCAGCUCAAGGCCAUUCAGCACAUUGACAGCCAGGGGGAGCUGUGUGGUGCCACCUUCAAGGUCGACAGCCAGCAGGAUCUGACUCAGAUGCCUCUAGACUCCAAGGACGACAGUGGACGGGGCUGGUCGUAA
Closterium sp. NIES-65 is the source of this 762-nucleotide messenger RNA. The record is from the annotation of a GenBank genome assembly. Lineage: Eukaryota; Viridiplantae; Streptophyta; Zygnematophyceae; Desmidiales; Closteriaceae.